CGCUGGGAGAAUUGGGGUUGUGGGGGGGGCAGCUGCUGCCCUGUGGGGGGUUGUGGGGCUGAGCCCUGGCUCAUUGUCCCUCGCUGAUCCUGCCCGUCUCUGCUAUGCAGUCCCCUGGGACCGAGGGGCCCCAACUGCCUUGGCACCUCAAGUUGCCCGAGCCUGGCUCCAGGGCACAUCUGGGGGUGUCGGAGGCUGUGCGCCCUGCGCCUGGCGCUGGUGGUUUGUGUGGGGCUGUGCCCCCACCUCCCUCCGUGCCCAGCAGUGGCACCGAUUCCCUCCAGCAGCACCAUGGCCACCCCAGGAGGUCCCGGAGCAUCCUGCCCUGCAGCGGGGUCGGGGACGUCCCCACCAAGAGGGACGAGGGGGUACAAGUGCCACCACCGCCUGCCCGGGCCUUCCUCGGGCGCAGGUCUGUGCGGGGGGCUGCGUCGUACCGCGUCACACCACGCCGUGCCUCAGGGCUCUGUCCUAACACACCGUGCUGUGCCGUGCCAUGACCGGGGCUACAUUCUGCCAGUCCAGGGGCUGUCCCGUGCCGGGUGGCCGUGCUGUGCCGUGCCAGGGCCCGCACUGAGCUCCCGGUGGCACCAUGGCGCAGCAGGGGCUCGUCCCCAGGUGCCACCCAGUCCCACCACUGCACCCUCUCACCCCGCCGGGCCGAGCCGGCCGUUCCUGCCCCACCGGCAGCGCACUCGGUAAUUAGUGCGGGCAGGGCACGGAAGCACCGUUGAUAAUUGGCGGUGACUCGUUAGCGCUGGAGCGCCGCGUGCCCGGGGCGCGGCAGGACUUUCCGGCAGGGCUGGUCGGCGGGGCCGCCUGGCGUCCCGGUGCGCCGGGGCCGUGCGGGUGCCCGCUGCCGCAGCGGGGCCGGGGCUGGGCGAGGAGGGCGCGGAGGUGAGCGUCGGCAUCGCCCUCGCUUCAUGUCGCAGCACGCCGCGGCCCUGCCGCCCCCUCGAUAAAAGGCACGGCCGCGGGCCAGCGUCGGGGCGCUGCCGGCGGAGACGCCCCACGCGAGCCCGCGUCACGGGUUUGACACACGCUGUGCCCCCCGCAGGGACGGCGCCCGCGGCACCAUGAACCGGAUCACGGUGUACGAGCGCGCCAACUUCGAGGGGCUGAGCCGGGAGUUCACCUGCGACGUGCCCGACCUGCACGAGCUGGACUUCGGGAACUGCAUCGCCUCCCUGAAGGUGGUGGGGCAGCCCUGGAUCGCUUACACGGAGCCCAAGUACGAGGGGGAGCCGCACGCCUUCGAGGAGGGCGAGUACCCCUCGGUGGGGCGGCCCAACAGCUUCUCGGCGCUGCGCCUGGUGCACGACGACCUGGGGGACCCCCAGAUCACCCUCUACGAGCGCCCCAACUUCCAGGGGGCCUGCAAGGUGGUGACGGAGGAGACCAACCUGGCCUACGGCUACUUCAACGACCGCGUGGCCUCCCACGUGGUGCAGCGGGGGGUCUGGCUGCUCUACCAGCACCCCGGCCGCGGGGGCUGGCACUGCCUGGCCUGGCCCGGCGAGCGCCUCGCCGACUACAAGCCCGAGCUGAACUUCCAGGCGAGGCUCUCCCACCUGCGCCCGCUGCGGCCCGGGCGGCCUCUGGUCUCGGCGCGCCUCCUGUGGGAGCAGAAGCGGGUGGAGGCCGAGCGGGAGGUGCUGGUGGACGAGAUUGUGGGGGUGAACGAGACGGCGGCGGAGCAGGCGCUGGCGGCCGGCAGCACGCGGGAGUACAGCACCACGCUCUGGCAGAGCUUCCACUUCAGCAACGCCACCAGCCUGAAGGCCGGGCUCUCCUUCACGCUGGCCGUGGAGGCCUCCAACGUCUUCACGGUGCAGAAGGGGCGCAGCGAGUCCAGCACGCGGCGGGAGCGGGUGGAGGUGCAGCUGCCGGCCAAGAUCCCCCCGCGCACGGCGCUGAGCAUCCGCGUGCUGCGCAAGGAGGUGACGCUGUCCGUGCCCGUGCUGCUCACCGUCACCCAGAACGAGGCGGUGCGCACCGAGCUGGGCGAGUACCGCAGCGUCUCGGGCACCAACAUCAGCGCCCACUUCAGCAUGAAGCCUCUGCCGGCCGCCGGCACGGAGCCGGGGGGCGCAGCGGGGACGGAGCAGGUGCCCGGCGGGUGCUGAGCCCGUGCUGCCGCCCCGCGUGCCCUGCUCACGGUGUGGGGUUGUGGGGCGCGUGCCCGUGGGGACACCUUGGUGGGUGGCUCCGGUGGGCAGGACCCGGUGCUGCAGCUGGCCCCACGGUGCCCAGGGAGCCCCAACAUGUGGGCAGUGACAAUAAAUCCCGUCCUGAAGUGC
Cygnus olor (mute swan) is the source of this 2300-nucleotide messenger RNA. Its product is annotated as epidermal differentiation-specific protein-like. Gene Ontology annotation, biological process: lens development in camera-type eye; visual perception. Gene Ontology annotation, molecular function: structural constituent of eye lens. Bases 1077 to 2126 code for a protein of 349 amino acids. The record is from RefSeq and is a predicted model, not a curated record. The transcript has 2 exons. Lineage: Eukaryota; Metazoa; Chordata; Aves; Anseriformes; Anatidae.